AUUUUGCGCCUGCGCACUGUCGGCGUCUGGGUAUGUCACGUGUCUAAACCAACGUGCUACUGUUUAGUAAAGUUCUUCUUGUCUAAUCAACAUUUUCGCUUUAACUACAAGAUAUAUAGAAUAUUAUUUGAUUUUCUUAUGCUAUGUUAUAUCUGUAGGUGUUCCCAAACAAGUCUCAUUUGUCAAAAUCACUUUCUUUCGGAUUAAUGGCGUUCAACGUGUUGAUAUCAAUAAUCAAUAUAACGUUGUUUUCCUCGGCUCUUUUCUCCUCAUAUAAACUCUUUAAGGACCACAGAGCUCCCUCAGUUGGCUUCUUCCUGGUUGGAGUCUCUGCAGGCCUUUCUAUUUUGCCUUCCUCAAGCACACUCCUCACUUCACUCCAGAAAGAGGCAGAAUGUGCCGCAGAGGUUCUGGCUCCAGCUCUACUCGCCUUCCACUUCCUUUGGCUCAGUGAAGACCGCAACACAGCAUGUGUUCUCCUGUGUGGUUCCUGCCUGUUGCUAGGACUGUGUGACAGAUUCUCUGCAGAAACACUCACUGUUUUAUGUCGCUGCAUUGGCCUGGCAUCCUUGUCCUGUUGCCUCAUGGUGUGUCUAUUGGCAGGAAACCUCACAGGAGUCCUGUCCAGUCUAACAGUUAACCUACCAGUACUUUUAGCGCCUAGUUAUGGACCACACACCUUUUCAUCGCUCGUCUCUCCGGCCACCGACGAGCUAACCAUGAAGUGGCUUUUGAAAGUCUCCAUGUCCAUCGGCUGUUUGACCUCAAAACAUUCCCUGGACAAACUUCAGUUGGAUGUGACUGACCGAUAUCACUUAAACUUGUAGAAUGUUGUUCAUCUUGGCAUUAUUUGUUUAAUAAUACUCUCAAAGGCUUUCUGGUGUUAUUCUAGUUUAAUAGGGGGAUGAAUGGUGGAUUAAAAUACCAUAAUACAGUUAUCAGGGUUAACCCACAUCCAGUAUUCAUUUUGGUGCCUUUAUCUCCAUUUAUUUAUCCUUUUUGUUCUUUCUAUCAUAUUUAUGUAUUUCUAAUGAUUUGUUGUGUCUGAUAAUUGUUUAAAAUUAAGAACAUUUGGUUUUGCAGCAGUAUCUUGGCACUGGUAUGCUAGCAAGUAAAUACAUAUUUGUUUUUUGGAUGAGCUAAAAGAGCUAAUCAUUUGAGCAUUGAGCACUUGAAUUAUUUUCUGUCAAACCUCCAUGGCGGCUGACUCAGGCGCCGCACUGAGCAUGCUCGCUCCAGCUGCAGCCUGUAAAUGGGCCAAGUGUGCAGAGGAGGAGGAGAAAGGGGAGGGGAAAACAAUCUGAUGGACUGCAUGGCAUCGGGAUGCUGUUGCUUGUAUGAGAAAAGAAGCUGCAUGGGAAAGAUGUGUCACGGAUGAAGCGCGAAUGACGGGAAUGUCGGAUCGUUACCGCAAAGACCACGACGAUAUGUGUUAAGGAACUGUGAACUGCGUGGAGAUGUACGCCUUCUACUCUCUUUUAGUCUACAUCUUCUACACUGUCUUCAAGAAAGAGGAGGAGGAAGCCUUGGAGGCAUCAUGUGGAGCUUCCACAGAUGAGCCAAGACCUGUUUCCAUGGAAACAGGGAGAAGAGGGAGUAAUGGCCACACCCCCAAAAUGAAAAAAAAAACCUGUGCUAGGCUUAGUGACUCAAGCAGUAGCAGCGAAAGCGAUGUGUCCCUGAGCGAUGAAGACGAGCAAGAUGGCACUGACAUCCCAGCUUGCACACCUCUGGCUGCAUUUUUAUCCUUCAAGCAGGAGACUGACAAGAGGAAGAACUCGCAGGGCCAUCUGGAGACAUCAGGAAAGUUGGGAGAGUCCCCAUUGAUGGCCGUCAUGUCCCACCUACUGAGCUUCCUGGAGCAGUACUCCCACUUCCAGCAGCUGCAGCAGCAGGCCGAGCAGUACCGCGUCCAACUCAAGCGGCACCGGGUGCAGCACCGCCGACAGAUGAAAGCGUUGCGGGCCUCCUACCGCCGACGCCUCAAGGACAAGAAGAGCAUCAUUUGUAACCUGGAGGAAGCCGUCGAACAACAACUCAGCCCGCUGAGUGACGUUCCAGGCGAGAGCGGCAGUGAUGCGGGGGCUCAAGCGGGAGUUCACAGCUUGGUGGAGUCUCUGUACAACCUGCAGGGGGAACGUAGCAAGCUCAGAGGAGAACUCCGUCUCCUGCGCUCGCAGCUGGAGCAGAAGGAUCGAGACCGACACUCGCGGAUACUUGGCUUUCAGCAGCAGAUCGACGAGCUUAAAAGUGGAAUCGAAGAACGCGAGGAGGAGCUGUGCAGACUCAAAACCGCCACUGGUGCCACAGAUUCCGAAAAGCGAGCGUUGUGUCUUUCGGCGGAGAACGAGACGCUCAAGCAGAGCCUGACUGUCACCCAAGGCCUCCUGCAGCAGCUCACCACCAUCCCUUCCCAGUCCAGCACCAUGCUCAUCAAGGAAAACGAGAAUCUGCGAAGCCGAGUGCAGCAGCUGGAGGCCUCCCUGCAGCAACGCGCCGAGCGGCUGUCGCAGCUGGAGCAGCAGAGCGAACAGAGCGAGUGGAGGAGGGGGGAGGAGCUGAGAAGACGGGAGGACAGAGUGAGGGAGCUUCAGCUGGAGUUGGAUCGAGAGAGGGGCAAGGAGCCGCUGGUCAAGUAUGUUACCCAGACCGUUGAAGUGGAAUCUCCGGCCACCGUGAAGCAGCUGACCAAAGCCAAACAGAGGAACGAGCUGCUGUCCGAGAAGUUGUCCAACCAGAACGAGCGCUGCAAACAGCUGGAGGAGCAAAUCCGCAAAUCGGAUGAAUACAGCUGUAAUCUGCAACACAAGAUUGCAGCUUAUGAGCGGGAGAUCGGACAGCUGAGGGAGGAGCUCCUGAAGGAGAUCGGCCAUUUGGAGGAGAGGAAAGAGGAGGCGGUGAAGGCUGCCGCAAAUUGUUCGGCUGAACACUUUCAGGACUUGCAGCACCAAUUCUUUGGUUUACAGAAACGUUUGACUGCCCUCCCGCCGACUCUGCGCUGCAUGAAAACAGACUACGCCAGCCUGAGGAGCCAAGUUCGGAACUUCUCAGAGUUUUAUGGAGCGGCGAUUAAGGAGGCAAAGAAACAGGUUUCCGCAGCAAUCUCUGAGAUGUCAGAGGCCAACAAAGACCUUCUGGAGAAAUACAGAAAGGAGGUUGCACUGCGCAGGAAGUUGCACGAGCAGCUUGUGGAACUCAAAGGCAACAUCCGCGUACUGUGCCGCGUAAAGCCUGUGCUGAAAGAGGACCAACACGAGGAGGGUCAAGCCGUGGUGGUUACCGCCGACCUCGACAACGAGUCCUCUCUGAGCGUGCUGAGUAAAGGGAAGGGUCGCACUUUUGAACUGGACAAGGUCUUCCAUCCUCAGGCUACACAGGAAGAGGUCUUUCAAGAGAUUGAGCCGCUUGUGACCUCAUGCAUCGAUGGCUACCACGUUUGCAUAUUUGCGUAUGGACAGACUGGUUCUGGGAAAACAUACACAAUGGAGGGCAGUGUGGAGAAUCCUGGCAUCAACCAGAGGGCCCUGAAACAUCUCUUUAGCGGAAUAGAAGAGCGGAAGGACAUGUGGUCCUACAUCGUCACCGUCAGCUCUGUGGAGAUCUACAACGAGGUGCUAAGAGAUCUUCUGAGUAAAGAUGGAGAGAAACUAGACAUCAAAAUCAACCCGGACGGAACGGGACAGCUGCACGUGCCGGGCCUCAGGGUCAUCGAGGUUAAGAGCUUUCAGCAUAUCAAGAAGAUUUUAGCCAUGGCCCGCAGGAACAGGAUCACAUUUGGAACUCAGAUGAACCAGCACAGCUCUCGCUCUCACGCUCUGCUCUGCAUCACCGUGCAGGGCACCGACCUCGCCACCGGCUCCAAAACCACCGGCAAGUUGAACCUCGUCGACCUAGCAGGAUCGGAGAGGGUAUGGAAGUCUGGCGCGGAAGGUGAAAGGCUGAAGGAGGCUCAGAAUAUCAACCGCUCCCUGUUGGCCCUCGGGGACGUCAUCCAGGCCCUGAGAGCGCGCCAGACUCACAUCCCGUUCAGGAACUCUCGCCUUACGUACUUAUUGCAGGACUCGCUGGGUAAAGGCAGCAAGACGGCCAUGGUGGUGCAGGUGUCUUCUCUGGAGAGCAACGUAGGCGAGACACUCUGCUCGCUGAAGUUUGCCCAAAGAGUGUGCAAGGUGGAGCUCGGCCCUGCAGCCAGGAAGAUCGAAUCCGGCGGCGGCCAUUGCGACUGAGCCAGUGACUAACUACGCAAACACGGUUACACUCGAGGUUUGUUACCUUUCAAUAGCAAACAACGGCUAUUUUUUGCUCAAGGGCUGACCAAAUCUGUCACAUUAUUGACACGGACAGAAAAGUGAAGUACCCCUUUGUCAUCAUCGAGCACAUACAGGAAUAUUUAUACCUUCACCCCGAGUGCCAAAGAAACGUCUGCCUCCCUCCACGGUAUUAUGCUUCCUUGAGCCACUGUUCUCUCACUUUCCUUUAGAAAAAAAAUAAUAAAAAAUAGCCAUCCAGGAUCUUCCCACCAAUCGUCAGCAUUUAGAGCAGCAUCGGCAUUUUAUUAGACUCCCACAAAUGUUAUCUUGUGAUGUUUUGGCUGAUAUUUUCCCCAAUGUAGUAGAUAGUCCAACAUGUUACGUAAUGACACUUAAUUCACAUAUUGGGUUAUUUAUCUGAUGGGAGUGACUGAAUGCUUUGCUUCUCUUUAGAGCCUUAUUUUUUUGCCUUUUAGCAAAGGCAAUGGCAGUCGAGUGUGCAGGUGGCCUUGUAUUGUUGUGAUUAGUGCAAGAGGAGGACGCACUUUAUGGUUAGGACGCUGUUAUUUCGGAAAAGGUUGGCAAUAGAUAUCACUAGUGAAUGUCGUACCCAAAAAAAAAAAAAAACAUCCCCGUUGUUUCUUCAUCAUUGUUCCAGUAUGUCACCCUGAGAAUCGAAGCUCUUUUAAUCGAUUCACUUGUAGCAAACCAUAGUGGUCAUUUAUUAAUUAGAGAGUGAUAGCUUUCCUAACAAAUGUAUUUAAAAAGUGCGUGGAUGCUGAUUGACCCAAUAAAACACGGGGUUUUG
Molecule: messenger RNA, 5058 nt
Organism: Syngnathus acus (greater pipefish)
Lineage: Eukaryota; Metazoa; Chordata; Actinopteri; Syngnathiformes; Syngnathidae
Product: kinesin-like protein KIFC3
Exons: 21
Coding region: 1458-4226 (922 amino acids)
Biological process (GO): microtubule-based movement
Molecular function (GO): microtubule binding; microtubule motor activity; ATP binding
Source: RefSeq, a predicted model, not a curated record